This is a messenger RNA of Belonocnema kinseyi, 4823 nucleotides long. Its product is annotated as inversin. Bases 286 to 4740 code for a protein of 1484 amino acids. The transcript is spliced from 14 exons. The record is from RefSeq and is a predicted model, not a curated record. NCBI's taxonomy places the organism in Eukaryota, Metazoa, Arthropoda, Insecta, Hymenoptera, Cynipidae. Gene Ontology annotation, molecular function: protein binding.
CCUCUUUAUGCAUCGAACCUCGUGGUUCCAAUUUUCCGUCUUAUCUUUCAAUUUCGAAAUGAAUGGGAAGCCCAAAUUAAAUUCUGAAUUCCGUUUUAAAACCUGUGAAUCAAUUAGAAAUAAGGACACCUCUUAGGGCAGCGUCUGCAAAUCAAACUUACGCUGACCCGAUUAGGUGACUGGAUGACGAGGAGGAGGCGAUGAUAGGAGGCCGAAGAGGGUGCCGAGGAUGCCUGAGGCCGUUGUCGAUCUAGUCGGACUCGGAGCUCGGUGCCAAAGACGGGCAUGGACCAUGCUAAGACGCCGCUGAUCCCGCAGAAACAUCAUCAGGAGAGAUCUCGUCCUAGGAAGCAGGAACACGCAGCCGAUGUGUCCUUGCCCCCGUUGACACCGUUUCCCAAUCACCGACCCAGAACAAAAACCACAUGGAGCUCUAGCUCUCCUAACCCGCAUCCUUUGGGAUCUCAAGACUGCUCCCAAAAGAGAAGACCCUACAAAGUCCUGCAUAUAGGGGCGACGCCUCUUAUGCAUGCUUGCCAACAAGCGGACAGACCAAGGGUUUUGAAACUCCUGAAAGAUCAGAGUGACACCAUCGGAUAUCGAGAUCGUACCCUAAGAAGUGCUCUCCACUACUGCAUGGACGCCGGAACUGGCGGUGCCGUUGCGUCGGCGGCACCGGAACUGGUUAACCAACCUGAUGCUGAAGGACAUACGCCCUUACAUCUGGCUGUAAUUGCCGGUGACACGCAAUUGGUAGCCAUCCUCUUAGCGAAUGGUGCUGAUGUCAAUGCCAAAGACCUGGAGUGCCACAGUGUUCUUCACUGGGCAACUGUGUGUGGAGAAGCGGAGUGUGUUAGAUUAGUGCUAGCAGCAGGAGCAAGACCAUCGACUCCAGAUUUAAGGGGUGGAUCUCCUUUGCAUUAUGCUGCUCAAUGUUGUGGAGCUGCAGCAACUGCUGAGUUGUCAGUACCGAAAAAAGUGGGCCUGAAGGUAUUACAAACACUUUUGGAAUUCGGAGCGAAUGUGAAUGCGAAAGACGAAGAUGGAAGACAACCAAUUUUGUGGGCAGCAAGUGCUGGAAGUGUUGAAGCAGUUCUCGCCUUGACUAGGGCUGGUGGUGCGGCCGCUGCAGGAGCCUCUGAUAAGGAUGGAUUGACGGCUCUGCAUUGCGCCGCCUCUAGGGGUCACGCCAGGUGCGUGGAAGCUCUGGUAAAUUUGUGUGGUUCCCAACCCGAUCAUGUCGACGAUAAUGGCUGCUCGGCCCUUCAUUAUGCUGCGACACUAGGUCAUGCGGAUGCUACAGCUUUGCUUUUGAGAUUAGGAGCUGACCCCAACAGGCAAGAUCGCAAGGGAAGAACACCAGCGUUGUGUGCUGCAGCAAAAGGACAAUUGGAAACCCUGAAAAUUCUUGCAACCCAUGGGGGUUCCCUUCACGCCAGGACCGUUAGAGGAACAGGGGUGGCUCACGAAGCAGUAGCCUCAGGCUGUGUUGAAUUAAUCAAAUGGUUGGUGAAAAAAAGGCCAAGUCUUUUAGAUAUUGCAACUCAAGAUGGAAAAACACCUCUCCAUGUGGCUGCUCUCCAUGGUCAUUUGGAUCUCUGCAAAGUUCUCCUAGACAAUGGAGCUAGAAUUAAUGCUGUUUUAAGAACCAGUAAGGGUAGUUUAAUGACUGCAUUGGAUGCUGCUCUUUAUAGAGGCCACCGAGACUGUGCUAAAUUGAUUCAAAUGCAUGGAGGAUCAACAGCUCAACAGCUCAGGACACAUAAGACAGCUCCUUCCAAAGUCUUCUCUGCUAAGCUGCGAGUAAAAUGCGCUGAUUCCAGCACAGAAAGCGACAGCAGUCCCCAUCGAAAGAGUCGUCGACACCUUGACCCGGACCUCUACUAUGAGGAGCGUUGGAUUGAGCGGAGAACUCGUCGCAGAAAAGGAAGUCUCAGAAGACUAGCUCGCCAGGAUAGUCGAAGUUUUAGCGAAGAGGAACUUCGACUUUCCAAAAGCCACGCAAAAAAGGACCAGCAGAGAAGAGCACUCAGUGAAUCAGCCAGAUACAACGAUGAGGAGAGUGAAGACGAGGAGGAAGCAUCAUCCAGGAAGAAAAAGGGCAGAAGACAUUUAAAAAGAAGCAAACACGAAUACAGUGAAUCCUGGACUGAAUCCGAAAGUUUAGAUGACGAAGUUCUCAAAUCAAGCAGAAAAAGCAAAGAGGAUCUUUCCAGUAGAUCUGUAAAGAAAAAAAAUCAUGAAAAUGAUCCGGGAGAUGCUCCCAGCCUCAGUGAUGAUAGUCUCGAAGUUGUGAUAGUGAAGCAGUCAAUUGAGAAGAAAUCAGAGAAGGUUGUUUCUGGUAAGAGAUCAAAGACACCAAAGGAAAGUUUUGAAGACACGAAGGUGAUUAAAUCAUGUAGAAAAAGUUCCCGAAAGCCGAAGGCGAAAUCGAAGGAGCAGCCUGAGAUAAGGAAGAAGAAAUCUGUUGAGAUUGAUGAAGCGAGUGUUAGGGAGACGAAAAAUUCUCUUGAGAAGGGAAAAUUACGGGAAGAGAAGGAUGUUGAUGAUAGUACGAGUCAAGAUACAAUUGAAAGAGUAACUGUCACUGCGAUGGUUCAUAAGGAUCAGGCUCCGGAUACUCCGAAGGUAAAGGAAGAUCUAGAGGAAAAGAGCAAAACUGAUCGGAUUUUGGAAGAGGCUGAUGAGAUGCAAAAAGAGUUGGUAGAAAUGGCAACGGAUAUAAAAACAGUUGAUUCAAAAAAAGAAGAUGCAGAAAAGAAAGAAACUUUAGAAAAGAAAGACACUGUCGAAAAUAAAGACACUUUAGAAAAAGAAGAUAACUUAGAAAAAGAAGCUAAUGAUAAAGAUGAAGGAAAAGACAGUUCUGAAAAAGGAUCUGAGGAAAUAAGUCAUUCCGAAACUGAUUCUAAAACAUCUCCUGAAUCUCAAGAUUCUAAAGAUGACAAGAACAGCAAUCUUGAUAAUACAAGUAAAGAAGAAUCUUCAGAGAAGAAAGAUCACAAAUCAAAAGAUGAAGUUCAUUUAAAAGCUGAAGAUUCUGAAACAAAAGGGAUACAUGAAGAAUCCAGUAAAGAAGAAAGCACUUUAAAAAAGGAAUCUAGUAUAGAAGAUGAAGCAAUCACGAAAUCUGAGACUCAGAGGCGACCUUCUAAAAAAUCGACAAAGAAAUCUGAUCGAGAUGAAUCGGAAGGAAAAAAGGAAAAGAAGAAAGAUUCUAUAAAGGAUAAAGCAGAAUCAAGAAAAGAUGCUAGAAAACGUUUUGAUGCAGGAAAAGAAACCCCAGAUCAAUCUUCACAGUCCCCAACCAAAGGAGAGGGAAAUUUCUAUAAGGAAAAUAUACAAUCUUCAACAGAAAGAUCUUCAAAAGACCAACCGGAUGUUGAUUCUGCGAGAGGGAAAUCAGAGGAUGCUUCUUCUUGUCCAGAAUCUCCAGAUUCUACAAAGGAGCCCGAAAACCCGGAAACAAAAAGCGUGGAGUCAGAAAAGGGCAGGUCAAAAAAGGAUCAGGAAAAUCGUGUUACUAUCGGGGCUUCGGAGAGCUUUCGAUUCAUAGACGAAAGUUCUUCGAGUUCCCCAAGGUCUUCCAAAUUGGCAGAGCGAUCACGGCCCUCGACUGCUAAAUCCAAAAAGUCUCCUUUGAAAUCUGGCGUAAAGAAGACUACAUUUUUUGAUGAGACCUCUGAAGAUCGAAAUUCUGAGGAUCAAAGUGCGAUUGUAGCUGUUUUCGAAAAUCCAGCGUGGGAAGAGGAGGAAGAAGAAAUUGAUAAGGAGAUUAGAAAAGCGAUUGGCGAGGAUGGACAACAGGAUACUGAGUUGGAUGAUGAUGACGGGGUUGGAAUUAUGAGGGUUUUGCCUAGCACUAGUGAAGAAGAGACUCCGAGGAAUUUGGGAUUGGUAAUUCCCAAGAGACCCGAUACUGAUUCGCUUCAUCAGGUUCAUAGAAAACCUCAAGUGAGAUUGGCAAGAUCAGAAAGUCCCAUUGAAGAAAGAAAAGGGAGGGUUCGAUUAAAACAAAGAAGAGACAGUGGAGGAAGAGAUAGUGGAAUAGAACCAAGUCCCAGGGUUUCGAGGAUUCCUAGACGAAAUAUAAAACGUUGUCCUAAUACCGAAAAACAGCAAACAGUCAAUAUGGAAAGUGUGACCAGGGACGUUCAAGUCAGCCUUAGACGAUAUUAUCUCGAGAGGAAAAUAUUUUUUCAAUUAAUGGAUUUAAAGAGACUUCAGAUACGACACGGUAAAGCGAACGAGCACGUGUUGGUAAAAAGACAGGUGGAGUCGUUCAACAAAGCUGGAAUGACUGGACCAACACUUGGUGUUGUGAAAUACGAGAAGCCUUUAACUUUCCGGGACUUUGAAAGUUUUCUUUAUGAUCAACUUAGACGUCUUCAGAAAAGACCAGGGACUCCUGAUUGGUGUACAGAUGCAAAACAUUGCACUCAGAAGACUCAUCGAUGUCAUCAUGCCACUAGUGCCUACACUUCAGUUCCAAUUUACACUUAUCUAAGUGGAGGCGUCCCAGAACGAGGGACGAGUCUUCUUCCGAGGAUAGAGAGUCGGGGAAAGGGGCAAAUGACGGUGGAGGUGACGCAAGGAGAAGAAAAAAAGGUGAUCGCUCUACCGGCUGAUAAAUUGGAGAGCACCAAAAAAUAUUUUGUUACAUUCACUGUGAGCGGUGAGACUCAAGAAUCUGAGAAGCCUAGGCUGCCCAGCGCACAAAGAAACACAAAAAGUGUCUAAAUACGCCUUUGUAAAAAAAAACAUUCAACUUACUAUACAAUUCAAAUGUUUAAAAGAGAAAUUCAGUGUCUAAAAUCAAAUGU